AUGGCUACGCCUCCGAGAGUGGGCGUAUUCCGAAAGUCCAUGAUGAUCAACCCUCGCAUCAUUGAGGCUCCUUUAGGAAAGCCCAGGCUCAGAGGAUUCUCCAUCCCAGGACCAGACUUCACUUAUGGAGUUGCAGGAGAGAUCCAUGAAGGAGUUUCCCAGGUGCUGUCAGGGUGGAGGCAACAAGAACCACCUGGCCUGGCAACGCGGGACUCGUGUCCGCUGGACUUUGUGGCUCUGAACCGUAACGCGGUGAAAUCUGGUGUCACCACGGCCAAAGAGCUGCACCGCUACCGAGCCCUGAGGCCGCCCUCCGCGUCCCAGCCAAUCAGGAGGAAGCAGCAGAAGAGCCAGCCAAAAAGCCAGCCGAAGAGCCAGCCGAGUACGGACAACACCUACGGGGUCAAGAGCAGAGACGACAAGCUGUGGCCAAAGAAACAAGAGCCGUUUUUCUAUAACCGAGUGGAGCUUAAAGAUCCACAUUUUAAGUCUGGAGACCUGAGCGUGAUCCUGAAGAACGUCACUGAAGACGACAGUGGGACGUACACGUGUGAGGCUCUGGUUAAUACUACAGAAGGAAAGAAGACAGUUAAAAACACUGUGGAAAUCUCUGUGACUUCAGGUUCGGUCUCUCUGAAUCAGUCUGCAGAGGAUGAGCAGCUGGAGUGUCUGUCACCAGAGGGCGACACAGUUCAGGAUCUAAUGUGGGCCAAAGUGAAAGGGAAUCAGACAGCCAUCCUCAUCAGGAUGAAAGAUGGCAGAGUGGACUACAUAGAUCCUUCUUUCACAAAGCGAGUGAAACUGCAAGGUCCAAGGCUCCUGAAUAUGACCUUAGGGAAUGUGACGACUAAAGACAGCGGGACAUACGUCUGUGAGACUCGAUCUAAGAACUCAGCUGGAAUCCACAAGAUCCACGUGCACUUCGUUCAUCUCACAGUAGAACAAGUGAGUCCAAACCGGUCCCAGUUCUUCAGAUUUGACCAAGUGUUACUGAGCUGUGGGAGCACUGGAGACUGGGCUGUGUUCAGAAACACCAGCACAGUCAGCAGGAAGCCCUGUGGACAGGACUGGGGCAAGUUGAAUGGUUCUGUGUGUGAGAUCGAGUCACUCUAUUCUGAUGACAGUGGUCUGUACUGGUGUGAGAGAGACGGACACCGCUCUGCAGCUGUGAACAUCACAGUUCAUGAACAAAGAGAGACAAGCACCAGCCCUCCUCUUGCUUCGUCCAAGCAAAAAAUUGCUACUUCAACCUCUGCCCCGGUCAAAGCCCCCUCCUCUGGGCUUUUCGUCCCUCUGUUCUGCUCCAUCAUGGGUCUGCUGCUGCUUCUGCUGCUGCUUCUGCUGCUGCUGCUGCUGUGGGUCAAAUGCUGCAGACACAAGCACAAUGAAGGUGUGAGAGACGGCUCUUGUUCAGGGGAGUUUGUGGCUGAUGAAAUCACCUACAGCGACAUAUUACAUCAUCGGCAGAGACGACCAAUCACACGCUCAGAGAAUGUGCAGAGUCCAGUUCAUUCAUCUGUGAAAACUGAAGAAAUCCAGUACUCUUCAGUCAACAUCAAGACUCGAGGAAAAGGUCGUGUCAGACGCACAGAAAAAGAGAAUGUGCAGAGUCCAGUUUAUUCAUCUGUGAAAACUGAAGGAAUCCAGUACUCUUCAGUCAACAUCAAGACUCGAGGAAAAGGUCGCGUCAGACACACAGAAAAAGAGGAGAAUCCAGUUUAUUCCUCGGUGAAAACUCAAGAUGUGUGCCAUUCCCCCAUCAUCAUCAAUGAGACUGGAGAUGCAGCCUCCUGGACGAAGGGAAGAAAGACAGAAACUAAAUGA
This is a messenger RNA of Knipowitschia caucasica, 1824 nucleotides long. NCBI's taxonomy places the organism in Eukaryota, Metazoa, Chordata, Actinopteri, Gobiiformes, Gobiidae. The record is from the annotation of a GenBank genome assembly.